This is a messenger RNA of Pieris macdunnoughi, 5583 nucleotides long. Lineage: Eukaryota; Metazoa; Arthropoda; Insecta; Lepidoptera; Pieridae. The record is from the annotation of a GenBank genome assembly.
AUGAUUCUCAACACUGAUAACGUGCGUUUGACCACCGGCGUUGACGAGAUUCAAGUAGCGUCUUAUAAAAUGUUGGGCUCACUAUACACGUUGGGAACGGAUGUAACACUUACACACGACAGAAAAUACCUUAAGACGGAAAUCGAGAGACAUAAACCCGCAUUGGGCUCAUGCCUCGGCGCAUUUAGUUCAACAUUCCCUGUGGCCUUCCUGGAGCCGCAUCUCAACAAGCACAACCAAUUCUCAUUACUCAACCGUAUUGCUGAUCAUUCAUUGGAAGCUCAAGACAUAAUGGCGAAAAUGGAACAAUCAAUGCCAACUCUAGAAACAAUUCUGAACGAAGUCGAUCACUUCGUGGAAUCAGACAAGACGUAUAAUGAAGCACCUCAUAUCAUCGAUGUGGUACUACCUUUGCUGUGCUCGUAUUUGCCUUUCUGGUGGGCACAGGGACCAGAUAAUGUAACACCGACGGGCGGCAACCACGUCACCAUGGUAACCGCGGAGCACAUGAACCAGCUCCUGAAGAACGUCCUUAAGCUGAUUAAGAAGAAUAUUGGCAAUGAAAGCGCACCCUGGAUGACCCGUAUUGCAACGUAUACGCAACAGAUAAUAAUAAACUCAUCUGAGGAAUUGUUGAGAGAGUCGUUCCUUCCAUUGGCAGAACGUGUGCGGAAGAGGACGGAUAAUAUGUUCCAUAAAGAGGAGAGCUUGCGAGGUUUUAUUAAAUCAUCAACAGACGACACAUCCCAAGUAGAGUCGCAGAUACAAGAAGACUGGCAGCUAUUAGUAAGGGACAUCUACUCCUUCUAUCCCCUUCUCAUCAAAUACGUGGAUUUGCAGAGGAAUCACUGGCUCAGGAAUAAUGUACCAGAGGCAGAAGAACUCUACAACCAUGUUGCAGAAAUAUUCAACAUUUGGUCCAAGAGCCAGUACUUCCUCAAGGAGGAGCAAAACUUCAUAUCAGCUAACGAAAUAGACAACAUGGUGUUGAUAAUGCCUACUGCGACUAGAAGAGUGACCACCGUUGUGGAUGGAACUCAACAAGGUGGUGGAAAGAAGAAGAAAAAGCAUCGCGAUAAGAAGAGAGACAAAGACAAGGAAGUUCAAGCCUCUUUAAUGGUGGCCUGUCUGAAGAGACUUCUACCGGUUGGUCUGAACCUCUUUGCGGGUAGAGAACAAGAGUUGGUGCAGCAUUGCAAGGACAGGUUUUUGAAGAAAAUGUCAGAACAAGAUGUGGCAGAAUUCGCGAAGACGCAGCUAACAUUGCCGGACAAAAUUGACCCGGCGGAUGAAAUGUCCUGGCAACAUUAUUUGUACAGCAAGCUCGGGUCCAAGAGUAAGACAGCGAUCACCGUAGAAACUUCAGAAAAUAAAGCCAAGAUAAUAGAUGACACUGUGGAGAGGAUUGUGGCUAUGAGCAAAGUGUUGUUUGGCUUGCAUAUGAUCGACCAUCCGCAACAAAUGAGUAAGAACGUUUAUCGUUCUGUUGUGUCUAUACAACGUAAACGCGCAGUCAUCGCCUGUUUCCGGCAAACUUCACUCCAUUCCUUGCCAAGGCACAGGGCAUGUAAUAUCUUCGCUAGAACUUAUUAUGAACUUUGGUUAGAAGAAGAAAAUAUCGGACAAGAAGUCAUGAUCGAAGAUUUAACGCAAACGUUUGAAGAUGCUGAAUUAAAGAAGAGUGAUGUUGUGGAAGAAGAAGGAAAACCGGAUCCCCUUACUCAACUCGUUACAACUUUCUGUCGCGGGGCUAUGACUGAGCGCUCCGGGGCUUUACAGGAGGAUCCCCUAUAUAUGUCUUACGCGCACAUUAUCGCAAAGUCCUGUGGAGAGGAAGAAGAAGAAGGGGGAGAAGAGGAAGAGGGUGGAGGGGAACCCGAAGGAGAAGACGAGGGAAAGUCCAGUAUUCAUGAACAAGAAAUGGAAAAACAGAAGUUGUUAUUCCACCAAGCGCGUUUAGCAAACCGAGGAGUAGCCGAAAUGGUCCUACUACACAUCUCCGCUUCAAAAGGCGUUCCCAGUGACAUGGUGAUGAAGACGUUGCAAUUGGGGAUAUCAAUUUUGAGAGGGGGCAACAUUGACAUACAGAUGGGUAUGCUGAAUCACCUCAAAGAUAAGAAGGACGUGGGCUUCUUCACAUCAAUAGCUGGACUCAUGAAUUCCUGUUCUGUGCUUGACUUGGAUGCCUUCGAACGGAACACUAAAGCUGAAGGGCUGGGUGUAGGCUUAGAGGGCGCGGCGGGUGAGAAAAAUAUGCAUGAUGCAGAAUUUACAUGCGCCCUCUUUAGGUUCAUACAACUUACCUGUGAAGGACACAACUUGGAGUGGCAGAACUACCUUCGAACUCAGGCUGGUAACACUACCACUGUAAACGUGGUUAUAUGCACAGUAGAUUAUCUACUAAGGCUGCAGGAGUCUAUCAUGGACUUCUACUGGCAUUACUCUAGCAAGGAACUAAUAGACCCAGCAGGAAAGGCGAAUUUCUUCAAAGCUAUCGGCGUGGCUUCACAAGUCUUUAACACUCUCACUGAAGUCAUUCAAGGACCUUGUACUCAAAAUCAGCAAGCGUUAGCUCAUUCCAGGUUAUGGGACGCAGUAGGUGGUUUUCUUUUCCUUUUCUCUCAUAUGCAAGACAAGUUGUCCAAGCAUUCUUCCCAAGUAGACCUUCUGAAGGAACUGCUAAAUCUUCAAAAAGACAUGAUCACCAUGAUGCUGUCUAUGCUGGAGGGGAACGUUGUAAAUGGAACAAUUGGUAAACAGAUGGUCGACACUUUAGUAGAGUCCGCAUCUAACGUAGAACUGAUUCUGAAAUACUUUGAUAUGUUCCUGAAGCUGAAAGAUCUGACUUCAAGCGCUAGUUUCAAAGAGAUUGACGCUAAUAAUGAUGGUUGGGUUCUGCCAAAAGACUUUAAGGAGAAGAUGGAACAGCAGAAGAGUUAUAGUCCGGAAGAGAUAGAGUUCCUUCUGGCUUGUUGCGAGACAAACCACGACGGUAAACUCGACUAUAUCGGCUUCUGCGAUCGAUUCCACGAGCCUGCCAAAGAAAUUGGAUUCAACUUGGCCGUACUUCUUACUAACCUGUCAGAACACAUGCCGAAUGAACCCAGGCUUGCUCGUUUCCUGGAAACCGCCGGAUCAGUUUUGAAUUACUUCGAGCCUUUCCUUGGAAGAAUUGAGAUAAUGGGUGGUUCUAAACGCAUAGAGCGGGUUUACUUCGAAAUCAAGGAAUCCAACAUUGAACAGUGGGAGAAACCACAGAUUAAGGAAUCGAAGCGCGCAUUCUUCUACAGCAUAGUAACAGAAGGCGGUGACAAGGAGAAGUUGGAGGCGUUCGUCAAUUUCUGUGAAGAUGCCAUCUUUGAGAUGACCCAUGCUUCGGGAUUGAUGGCUGCUUCAGAGGAAUCCGCAAGUGGACCAAAGAAUCGAGAGGCUGCGUAUACUUACUUGGGAGAUGAUGAUGAUGAACGAGCCGGCAAAGACCCAUUCCGUCGUGGCUACCAAUCGGUUAAAGAUGCGAUAGCUGCAACAUUUUCGUUCUUAUCGCCCUCCAACAUAAAGGCCAAAAUCGCGGACAUGCAACAAAUGCCACCCGCGGAACUCGUGGUCGGCUUCCUGAAACUCUUCUUCUAUCUGUUCUACUAUAUUGGAUAUGGAUUCGUUGUUGUUAUAAGGUAUAUAUUCGGCGUAUUACUCGGCUUGAUGCGUGGACCUCAUGUAGAGGAACCUCCCCCUCCGGAGCCUACUGAGGAGGAGAAAAUCGGUCCGUCUCGCCACCUACCCGCAUUACCUGCGGCAGAUGAUACAGGACAAAUGCAAGUUUCUGCUUUCGGUCUAGAUAUUACUAAAGAGGAUAAUGGCCAGAUACAAGUUAAGCCCCACGAGUCACCGACCACUUCGACGCCAUCUUCCGGUGAAGAGGCAGAGGUGUCCCUAGACGAGAGUAUUGAACAUACUGAGGAACAACAACCGCCUUCACUCAUCGAUUUGCUCGGUGGGGAACAAGCAAAGAAACAGGCCCAAGAACGUGUUGAGGCUCAGGCAGCGCAACAAGCUGCUAUGUCCGCCAUUGAAGCUGAAAGCAAAAAGGCAGUACAAGUUCCCGCUCCGUCGGCCCUGUCCCAAGUAGACCUCUCCCAGUACACGAAACGGGCAGUAUCCUUCCUCGCGAGAAACUUCUACAACCUGAAGUACGUCGCUCUGGUGCUCGCGUUCUGUAUCAACUUUGUAUUGCUCUUCUAUAAGGUUUCGAUCCCGGAUAGUGAUAAAGAAGGUUCUGGUAUCGGAGACAUCAUCAGUGGAUCUGGAUCAGGCCAAGGUUCGGGAAGUGGAGAGGGCAGCGGUGAAAGUGAAGACGAUGAUAGUCUAGAAGUGGUGCGAAUAGACGAAGACUUCUUCUAUAUGGAACACGUUAUCAAGAUGGCCGCUGCUCUUCACUCUAUCGUAUCGCUUGCUAUUCUCAUUGGAUAUUAUCAUCUGAAGGUGCCUCUAGCCAUAUUCAAACGUGAAAAGGACAUCGCUCGUCGCCUGGAGUUUGACGGUCUCUACAUCGCUGAACAACCGGAAGAUGACGACCUCAAGAGCCAUUGGGACAAACUUGUUAUUUCUGCCAAAUCGUUCCCGGUGAACUAUUGGGAUAAGUUUAUAAAGAAGAAAGUCCGGGCCAAGUAUUCUGAGACCUACGACUUUGACUCCAUAUCCAACAUGUUGGGAAUGGAAAAGACUUCUUUCUCGGCCCAAGAAGAAGAAGGCAAUAAAGGACUAUGGAACUACAUCGUUAACAUCGACUGGCGCUACCAAGUGUGGAAGGCGGGUGUUACUAUCACAGACAACUCGUUCCUGUACUCCCUCUGGUACUUCAGUUUCUCCGUGAUGGGCAAUUUUAACAACUUCUUCUUUGCCGCCCAUUUACUGGAUGUCGCCGUCGGUUUCAAGACGCUAAGAACCAUUCUUCAGUCCGUCACGCAUAAUGGAAAACAGUUGGUGUUAACUGUGAUGCUGUUAACAAUCAUAGUAUACAUCUACACCGUGAUAGCGUUCAACUUCUUCCGCAAAUUUUACGUUCAAGAAGAGGAUGACGAGAUCAACAGGAAUUGCCAUGACAUGCUUUCUUGCUUCGUGUUCAACCUAUACAAAGGCGUACGCGCAGGAGGGGGCAUCGGGGACGAGCUCGAACCUCCUGAUGGAGACGAUUCGGAGGUGUACCGCAUCAUCUUUGACAUAUCUUUCUUCUUCUUCGUCAUCAUUAUCCUGCUGGCUAUCCUUCAGGGUUUGAUCAUCGAUGCGUUCGGAGAGCUCCGUGACCAACUGGAGUCAGUCAAAGAAGACAUGGAGUCCAACUGCUUCAUUUGUGGCAUCAAUAAGGACUACUUUGAUAAGGUGCCGCACGGUUUCGACACACACGUGCAACGAGAGCACAAUCUCGCAAAUUACAUGUUCUUCUUGAUGCAUCUCAUCAACAAACCCGACACUGAAUAUACAGGUCAAGAAACAUUCGUAUGGAACAUGUACACGCAAAGAUGCUGGGACUUCUUCCCAGUGGGAGAUUGCUUCCGGAAACAGUAUGAAGACGUCAUGGGAGAAUAG